Molecule: messenger RNA, 2110 nt
Organism: Teleopsis dalmanni
Lineage: Eukaryota; Metazoa; Arthropoda; Insecta; Diptera; Diopsidae
Gene: rump
Product: myelin expression factor 2
Exons: 6
Coding region: 146-1921 (591 amino acids)
Cellular component (GO): nucleus; cytoplasm
Molecular function (GO): mRNA binding
Source: RefSeq, a predicted model, not a curated record
AAUUGCGCAUUAUUGAUUUGCCUGCUUACGAGGAUCUGCGGUUUGUCGGCUUUUUGUUGCGAAUUUUGUUAAAAUAACUAAAGCAUUCAAUUCGUAUAUUGUGGAAAAAUAUUAAUAUUGUGUUAGCGAAAAAAUAAUUGCAAUUAUGAAAACUGAUCAAAAUCAAGACGGAAAUUCUAACGAAAAUCGUGAAAAGGAGCGUGAUAGACGUGGGCGCGCCACACGUGGGUCUCGUUUUUCAGACGCUGAUAAUGGAAAUGGCGGCGGUGGUCGUGACCGCAGCCGUGAACGAAGGAAUUGUCGUGUUUAUAUAUCCAAUAUCCCUUAUGAUUACCGUUGGCAAGAUUUAAAGGAUCUUUUUAGACGCAUUGUGGGUUCUGUUGAAUAUGUUGAAUUAUUCCAUGAUGAAAAUGGGAAAGCGAGAGGUUGCGGAAUUGUUGAAUUUAAAGAUCCCGAUAAUGUGGAAAAGGCUUUAGAAAAGAUGAAUCGUUAUGAAAUAAACGGUCGAGAACUGGUAGUCAAGGAGGAUCAUGGAGAACAACGCGAUCAAUAUGGCCGUAUAGUACGUGAAGGUGGUGGCGGCGGCAAUUCUGGAGGUGAUAGAGAUCGUAGUUUUACACGUCGCGAUGACGACAGAUUAUCUGGUCGUAAUAAUUUUAACAUGAUGUCUAAUGAUUUUAAUAAUUCAUCGAGUUACAAUUUGUAUGGUCUUUCUGCGUCGUUUUUGGAGAGUCUUGGCAUAAAUGGACCUUUGCAUAAUAAAGUUUUUGUUGCUAAUCUGGAUUAUAAAGUGGAUGGCAAGAAACUUAAACAAGUAUUUAAAUUGGCUGGUAAGGUACAGAGUGUUGAUUUGUCCGUAGACAAAGAAGGCAACAGCCGUGGAUUUGCUGUAAUUGAAUAUGAUCACCCUGUAGAAGCUGUACAGGCUAUAUCUAUGCUUGAUCGUCAAAUGUUGUAUGAACGUCGCAUGACAGUACGUUUGGAUCGCAUACCUGACAAGGGCGAAGGUAUUAAAUUGCCAGAGGGCUUAGGUGGCGUAGGUAUUGGACUUGGUCCUAACGGUGAACCUUUACGGGAUGUAGCACGUAACUUGCCCAGUAUUAUAAAUCAACAACAAAACAAUCCAACACCACAGCAGAAUCUUCAAACCCAAGUACAGUCUAAUAUGCUUGCUAAUAUGGGCGGUGGCGGCGGCGGUGGUAAUGUUGGAGGCGGCAACAACAGCGGCAUGUAUAAUAAUUCAGGCGUGCAACCAUCACCAGUUGCUCCAGUACAAGGUGGAAACAAACAAGGCAAUAUCUUGGGUAAUAGUGGCGGUGGUCUUAAUUUGGCCGCACUUACAAAUGUUGUAGGUGCACUAUCAAAUCCAUUACUCUCAUCGUCGUUAAGCAAUCUUGGCUUAAAUUUGGGUCAAUCUGUUCCUGGUAACGACGAUUCGAUGUCUUCUGCAAAUGCUGUCAUGUCGAAUAACUACAGCACUGGAGGUGGUAAUAACUAUAGCUCCGGUUACGGUACACCGUCGGGUUUUAAUUCAGGAGCCGGUAACACCGGUGGAGGUGGAAAUGUUAAUGCAUAUAACAGUGGUGGAGGAGGCGGUAACAGAAGUAAUGUAGGUGGUGGCGGCAGUAUGGAUACUGGCGAUAUUGAUAUGUUUGGCGGUGGUGGCAACGCUAGCAAUAUCAAUCCAAAUAAUCCCCGGAAAUCUGAUACAAUUCUCGUUAAAAAUAUACCAUUAAGUUGCACAUGGCAGACAUUACGCGAUAAAUUCCGUGAUAUUGGAGAGGUUAAAUUUGCCGAAAUUCGUGGCAACGAUUUGGGCGUGGUACGCUUCUUCCAUGAGCGCGAUGCUGAAUCGGCCAUAAAUAUUAUGAAUGGUUCUCGCAUUGAUGGACGUACUAUACAAGUCGCUUAUUACUAUUAAACGAUUUUAAAUAAAAUAUUCGUAUUUAAUUCCUUCUCAAUAUAAGAAUAUUAAUUUUUAAGAAAAACAUUUUUAUAAUAUUGAACCAUUGACAAAAACAAAAUAAAAUAGCAGCAGUUGAAUGCAAUAUGUAGCAAGAGAACCAAGAUCACUCUUGGCAAUAUUUCGCCGCAUAAAAUAUGUAUAGAA